ACAAAACUGUCCUUUGUUGGAUUUCUUUGAGCUGCCUGUCGGGCGGGCUCAGGGCCAAGACUUGCGGCGGCGGCCAGCGCGCACCACGCUCACGCCAGGCGCCGGCCCUUCGCCGGGUCUCAGCGCAUUUAGCCGCAGCCCAGGAGUGGAGCUCAGCGCACUGCACAGCCAGGAUCCCAGGCCUGCGGCGGGCGCGGCGGGAGGCCGGAACGCAAGGAGUUAAGCGCGGGCGGCCGGGCCGGGCUGCGGGGAGGCGGCGGGCGCGGGAGCUCGGGCUGCAGACUGCUCCAGCAGGGCCGGGAGUGCGGGCGCCCGCGCAGCCCCAGCUCAUUCCCCGGCCUCAGUCUCGCUCAGCCCCAGCCCUGGCUCCGCGCUCCGGGCUUCCUGCUCCGCGCUGCGCCCUACCGGGCACGGAGAGCUCGGCGCAUCCUCAGGCAGCUGGAGAUCGUUCAGUGCUACAGAGCCCCAUACUUCCCAGGACUCAGCAGGGUCCUCAGAUCUCCUGAUAUGGUGGUAGCCCGGUGGCUUGAAUCUUGACCAGAUGGAGUCCUUCCAGCACGCGUCCCCAGAAGGUGGCACACAGCUUGGUCACCCAUUGGAGAUAGAGAAGAGGCCAGCAUUUAAGCUCUCAGUGAACUAAUCAAGAUCAACAGCAACCCAAGAGGCUGAGAAGGGGUCAGAAUAACAUCGCAGACGCGGGGCUCCCUCCCCCAUCCCUGUCACCAGAGUUCCUUAGCCAAACUCUGGGUGAGGAACAAGAUGUAAGGAAUGGAGACCACAUCCUGUAAGUCCCCUCUCUUGGCCCCAGGCAGCGCGCCUUGACUUUGGGAUUCCAGCAACCGUUGUCCGUGUCACCCCUGGACUCAGCUGGGCGCUGGCUUCCUUUCCUGCUACAUUAUCUCUGUGGAGGGAUCAGCGCACCAAGCCUUUGCGGUUUCAUUCCUGAGGAGUCCCCAGAAGCCACGCCCUCCGCGCCCCUUCCCAGCCAUCCACCCAGCCUGCCCCGAGCCAGUCCGUAAUGAUCCUGCUAUGGCCAAGCUCUGGUUCAAGUUCCAGCGGUGUUUCCGGUAUUUCCGCAGGAAGCCCGUGCGCUUCUUUACACUGCUGGCUAUCUACCUGACCGCCGGGAGCCUUGUCUUCCUGCACUCCGGCUUCGUGGGCCAGCCUUCGGUGCCCCAGAGCCAGGCCAGCCCCGCAGCGGGGAGCCCGGCGGAAGGAGGAGCCGAGCUGCCUUUCCUGGGUGACUUGCACCUGGGCAGAGGUUUCCGAGACACCGUGGAGGCCUCCAGCAUCGCACGGAGGUUCGGACCCACAUUCAAGGGCAAGGACACCAGUGAGAGAGCCAAAUUGGGCGACUACGGAGGAGCCUGGAGCCGAGCCCUCAAGGGGAGGGUUGUUCGGGAGAAGGAGAAGGAAAAGGAGGAGGAGAGAGCCAAGUACAUCGGCUGCUACCUGGACGACACCCAGAGCCGGGCCCUGCGAGGUGUGUCCUUUUUCGACUACAAAAAGAUGACAGUCUUCCGUUGCCAGGACAACUGUGCUGAACGGGGUUACCUGUACGCUGGGCUGGAGUUCGGCGCUGAGUGCUACUGUGGUCACAAGAUCCAGGCGGCCAACGUGAGUGAAGCGGACUGUGAUAUGGACUGCAAAGGAGAAAGGGGCAGCGUGUGUGGUGGCAUCAACCGCCUCUCCGUCUACCGGCUGCAGCUGGCCCAGGAGUCUGCCCGACGGUAUGGUAGUGCCGUGUUCAGAGGCUGCUUCCGGCGACCCAACAACCUUUCCCUGGCCUUGCCCGUGACAGUCGCCAUGCCGAACAUGUCUGUGGACAAGUGCGUGGACCUCUGCACAGAAAAGGAGUUCCCCCUGGCAGCCCUCGCGGGCACCGCCUGCCACUGCGGCUUUCCCACCACACGGUUCCCUCUUCAUGACCGGGAGGAUGAGCAACUGUGCGCCCAGAAGUGCAGCGCGGAGGAGUUCGAGAGCUGUGGGACCCCCAGCUACUUCAUCGUGUACCAGACACAGGUCCAAGACAACCGCUGUAUGGACAGAAGGUUCCUCCCAGCCAAGUCGAAGAAGCUCAUCGCUCUAGCCAGCUUCCCGGGCGCCGGCAACACGUGGGCUCGCCACCUCAUCGAGCUGGCUACCGGCUUUUACACUGGCAGCUACUACUUCGAUGGCUCUCUGUACAACAAAGGAUUCAAAGGUGAACGCGACCACUGGCGAAGCGGGCGGACCAUCUGCAUCAAGACCCACGAGAGCGGCCAGAAGGAGAUCGAGGCCUUCGACUCGGCUAUCUUGCUCAUCCGCAACCCCUACAAGGCCCUCAUGGCAGAGUUCAACCGCAAAUAUGGAGGCCACAUAGGCUUUGCCGCCCACGCCCACUGGAAAGGCAAAGAAUGGCCCGAGUUUGUGAGGAACUAUGCCCCGUGGUGGGCCACGCACACGCUGGACUGGCUCAAGUUUGGCAAGACCGUACUGGUGGUGCACUUCGAGGAUCUGAAGCAGGACUUGUUUACGCAGCUGGGUCGCAUGGUCAGCCUGCUGGGCGUGGCGGUCAGGGAGGAUCGGCUGCUGUGUGUGGAGAGCCAGAAGGAUGGCAACUUCAAGCGCUCGGGGCUGCGCAAGCUGGAGUAUGACCCUUACACAGCCGAGAUGCGCAGGACCAUCGCCGCCUACAUCAGGAUGGUGGACACAGCGCUGCGCAGCCGCAACCUCACUGGGGUGCCUGAGGCCUAUGGCCCAAGAUGAUGGGCAGACAGGGAGGGACCCAGCACGCCGUGCCCCUUGGCUUCAAAGAGCUGGUUUCCCUCUGGCACAAAGACAGCCCCAGGCUUCUGCCUGCCUUCAGAAAGGCCCCUCGGAGGGCCUUGGGGGGAGAUGUCUAGACACCGUCCCUGGAGAGUAGGCUGCCUGUUUUGGGGUAUCCCUGUCCCCCGGCCAUUGGUGGGAGAAGGGAGGUGAUAAUCUGGCAGAGGUUGGGAGGCUCUGGAUGUGGCAGCUGGACAGUUGUAAGCAGUGACCCUGCUCAGACUGUGUGGGUCCCGAGCAAGCACCGGCUUUCUGAUCUCUCUCAGGCCACCUCUGUGUGACAGACAGCCGGGACCUGUCUUUGUGGCCUUGGGUAUCUGACUCCUGAGGUACUCGAGACUGGUGCUUUGGUAUUACAGUGGGGAGCUGCCCCCAGGCUAAAACACAUGAGACCCAAGCUGGGUGUUGUUCCACCCCCAGGACUGCAACCCUGUCCUGUCUGCUCAUGCUAUGUCUUUGGGGUGAGGGUGAUGUUGGGGUUCUUGAUCCUUCUUCCAAAGUCCCUUAGGUACCAAAAACCAACCUAACAGGUUGACCAUGUGCCACAUACAAAGCCCUGAGGACCCACCUUUGCAGGGUGGAGCCUGAAAUAGCUGUCUCACACUGCCUGAUGGAUCCCUUAACCAGGAAGUCCUUUACUACCCAAGGCAGGGAAUAAAAAUGCUCCAACUCAGAGGGAUCCAUACCCAAAACUGUCCCCCACCCUCCAAGCCAUCAGCUUCCCUGCCCUUGCUUGUAGACCAACAGGGCCAGCCCCCACUGGGGACUCCUCAGAAAUGGGGUGAAGAACGGCUCUCCACCCCCAUCGUACCGCUGCUCUAUGAUGCUGAGACACCAAAGGAUUUCCGAUUCGAGUUACUGAUCAUGUUUUGGGAAGCACGCAUCCAGGAUCCCGUCUCCCCACCUUGAAUCCCUCUGGCUUCCCCUCCCUUCACAAUCCCCAUUACAUAAACGCAAAAGCCAUAGUCACAGCCCCUCGCUCUUCUGUCCAGAGCAGCCCCUGCAGCCUUGGGGGCAAACAAAACGCUCGUUCCCACCUAGCCGAGGAACCGUGGAGAAGGUUCGUGAAAAAAAAAAAAAAGAUAUAUUUUUUUAAGAGGAAUGUGACCAAGACAUUCUGCCCCUUGGACACUGGCCACACAAAAGGAAGGGCCGGAGACUGGACCUGCUUCCCUUCUCCAACGCUCUCAUCCGAGGGUUUGGACUACCCCAGGGCUCGGCCAAGGGGGCUCUGAAUGUAUUUUGUAUGGUGUUUCCCCACCCCAGACUAAUUUCUAGUUUUCUUUCACUGGGUAGCAGAGGGCCUGGCCUCCCCUCCUACUUGGAGGUCAGCUCUCUCUGAGAGACUCUGGGUCCAGAACCUGGGCCAGUUCCUUGCUAGUGGCCCCGUCUGGUCACAAACUUUCUGUUUGAAGAUUCCUCAGGUUAACACUAUCAUUAAAAGAAAGUUUUGUUGCUAA
Rattus norvegicus (Norway rat) is the source of this 4268-nucleotide messenger RNA. NCBI's taxonomy places the organism in Eukaryota, Metazoa, Chordata, Mammalia, Rodentia, Muridae. The record is from RefSeq and is a predicted model, not a curated record.